Messenger RNA from Penicillium verrucosum, 801 nucleotides. RefSeq lists its product as uncharacterized. Bases 1 to 801 code for a protein of 266 amino acids. The transcript has a single exon. NCBI's taxonomy places the organism in Eukaryota, Fungi, Ascomycota, Eurotiomycetes, Eurotiales, Aspergillaceae. The record is from RefSeq and is a predicted model, not a curated record.
AUGGCCGAAAACCGCGUCCUUGCACAACAAAUCAUACUAGCCCCUCUACCUCCCUUGAACGUGGGAACCUAUAGGACCACGGAUUCUGCACUUCAAAAUCUGAAGUAUGUCGGGACUUUGAGCCCGUGGCCCGAUUUUAGGAGCUCCGUCGAGGCAAUGUACAAUGCCCAAGUGUUCGGUCACAGCUCUACGGAUGCUGCUAGCCCCUGCCCAUACAACGAAGGUCCCGAGUUCGUUUGUAUUGGAACCGAGCGUAGCCUCCGAAACCGCUUCCAACAGGCCAUAGGCCAAGUACUGGGAGUGGCCUUAGAGGUCCAGGGAGUGGAUUUACAUUUUGCGGACUUUGCAUGCGCCGGCCUCCAAUACGAUCAUGUUCCAGAUAUCGUGGGUUUAAGUAUCACCGCUCAAGGCACAGAGUUGAGGCUUGUGGGGGAAGUAAUGGUUCCAUGGGUUCCUGAGCAUUCCCUAAGCCGCGUGCAUGGCCAGACUGAACGGCUGAGGCAUGUUUUGGGUCAGCCUAUCCUUUACAUGGGCGAUCUUCAAUGUGCAUAUGGUUUCAUUAGCACCUACGACGAGACAAUUUUCCUCCGACAGACCCAGCUGCCUAGUGGGGAAUGGCAUGUGGAAUACUCACCAGUCAUCUAUUCGACUGAUGUGUAUGAAUCCUCGGGCUCUCAGGGUCAUGAUUCCGGUCCCUCUGUCUCUAUGAGACAGUGCAUGUUUUAUAUAGCCACGCUUGCGAGCGGGCAAGGCCCUGUAAAUAACCAAACCCCGGCGGCGCAAUGGGUGGCACGGGCUUGA